Rosa rugosa (rugosa rose) is the source of this 1674-nucleotide messenger RNA. RefSeq names its product SWR1 complex subunit 2. Bases 110 to 1186 code for a protein of 358 amino acids. NCBI's taxonomy places the organism in Eukaryota, Viridiplantae, Streptophyta, Magnoliopsida, Rosales, Rosaceae. Gene Ontology annotation, biological process: chromatin remodeling; regulation of DNA-templated transcription. The transcript is spliced from 12 exons. The record is from RefSeq and is a predicted model, not a curated record. Gene Ontology annotation, molecular function: ATP-dependent H2AZ histone chaperone activity. Gene Ontology annotation, cellular component: nucleus.
AGUGGACGACGUGUCGUUAGUAUUACAUAUCUCAUAGAGGCCGGAGCUUUCUGGGUUUAGUCAGUGACUGAGAUUGAAGCUCUGUAGGAGUCUAGGGUUUAGUUUCGCGAUGGAGGACCCGAAAGAUGACCCGGCCGUGUUUCUGGAUCGCACCUCACGCGCCACCAGAGGGAAGAGGAUGACGAAGUUACUGGAUGAAGAAAUCGAAGAGGACGAGACGUUCUGGAAUCAAGAGGCUCUUAAAGAUGAGGAAGAAGAUGAUAACUAUGAAGCAGAGCCUGAAGUUGCUGAUGUGUUUGAUAGCGAUUUCGAUGAAGAUGAGCCUGACCCGGACGAAGGCGCAGAAGACAAUGAGGGAGAGGAAAGACGGACGAAGAAGCGGUUGAAAUUUCCGGGGAAGCAGCCAAGCAAGAAGAAGAAGAUAAAAGUGCUUUCGAAGAUAGAAGACAGCUCCAAGAAUGAAAAGCCGAAAUCUUCUUCUAAAACUGAACAGCAUCAUCAUGAUGCUCCUGAGGAUGGGGAAGGGGAGAGAAGUGUGAGGAAAUCUACGAGAACUGCAGUGGUUGUUAGGCAAGCUGAGAGAGAGGCAAAUCGUGCUGCUUUGCAAGCAACCAUGAGGCCGAUAAAGAGAAAAAAGGAAGGCGAAGAGAAGAGGAUGAGCCAGGAAGAGAUGCUUCUGGAAGCUGCUCAAACAGAAAUUAUCAACUUGAGGAAUUUGGAACGUGUUCUAGCAAGGGAGGAAGAAGUUAAGAAGCGAGCAAUUGUGCAUAAGGCUGUCUAUACUGGUCCACAACUACGUUAUUUUUCAAAAGAUGGUAACUCAUAUCUGGAAUUCAGCAGAGGGUUAUCGUUCCAUUCUGAUCUCUCUACAACAUCUGCUCCCUAUCCUGAGAAAGCUGUCUGUGCAGUUACUGGCUUACCUGCCAAGUACCGCGAUCCAAAGACAGGGCUACCUUAUGCAACAAAGGAAGCUUUUAAAAUUAUUCGGCAGCGCUUUCUACAAGAGAGUGGUGCAGUUAGGAAAGAGAUGGACCUGGGUGAUUUGUAUGAUUCAAUUUCUGGGAAAGGUUUUUCAGCAAGGCAGAAGAGAUCGGUGGUGUCAAAUAAAAGUGAGGUGUCAUAUCCUCGAUACUUUGCACGUUUCCGCAGGGCUCCAGCUCUUGAAAGUGUAUCCUCUGAAGAGUGAUGUUGAAUCUGAGACUGCACGUUCUCAAAGUUCUUAAUGUAGGAUCCUUUAGAAAAUGUUUUUCCGCCUAAUUGGCUAUGUGCAAGGCAAGAAGAAGUCUCUAUGAAGAAGGCUUGCGGACUAGAAUCACAAGUUAUUUGUAAUAGGGUGGCAUGGCUAGAGACUUAUAAAUGCUUCUGAGCGCUCUUGUCUAACUAUGAUGAGGAGCCGGUGACUUGCAACGGGAAGCAUUCAAAUGCUUAUUCUGAGUUGGUGUUCACCUCAAAUAAAAAAGAGAGUUGGUCUUCAGAAAGCAUGGGUGUUGGUUAGCUGAAUCCUUCUAGCCAGUACGUUUUGUAUCUGAAAGUAAUCGCCAGAUGUUUAGUAAAUUUUGUUGCUGAUAUGUGCUAUUUUAUCCAGUUUUGGCUCUGUAUACAUAUAGUUUGGUUAACAAACAGAAACUUUAUGAUUAUUCAUUUAAUGAAUCGUUCCAAGCAACGAUUGCAGGA